AUGUUUGAGGCAGACGUAAAGGAUCCAACACGGGCGGAGGACGAGGAGGAGGAGGAAGAGGAAGAGGAGGGAGGGGUACGGCAUGGGACAAUGAGGGAAGAUGCUGGGAACCCGAUGAAAGCGGAGGCGGAGAAGAACUCCGCCCAGUCUACCUGCUGCCCGUGGGGGUGGCAUCGGAAGCACCGCAAGCCGCCCUCCAACCCUCCCGGUUGGUCAGAGGGGAAGAGCACGGCCUACGACGUCGCUCAACGCCCUAACAGAGUUGUCGUCAUCAACGCAGAGCAGGAAACCGAAUUUGCGUCUAACAUGGUACGCACGGCCAAGUACGAGUACUACGACUUCCUUCCAAGGUUCCUCUGGGAGGAGUUCAACCCCGCCUCCAAGAUAGCCAACGUCUACUUUCUUUUCAUCGCCGCGCUGCAGGUAAUACCGUCGAUCACCAACACCUUCGGUAUUCCUCUCAUGUUGCUACCUCUCUUCUUCGUCGUCUGCGUGGACGCCAUCUUCAUGAUUGAAGUGGGAGAUCUGAUCGUGAUCAACAACCGGGAGCCCAUCCCCUGCGAUGUGCUCAUCAUGGGGGUGGACGAGCCAAUCUCGCAGUCACCGGCUGGCGUGGCGUACGUCGAGACCAAGUCUCUGGAUGGGGAGACUAACCUCAAGAUUCGACAGGUGUUACAUGGGAGGGUGGUGAAGGGUGUGGUAGGAAAGCUGCUAACCCCUGAGGACUGCGCCAAGCUGUCCGGCCGCGUGGUCAUGGAACACCCGGACAAGCUCAUCAACAAUUUCAAGGGCAAGCUUAUGCUCCAGUGGCGCAACAAGAAGCGCCGCGGCAAGACCAACAGCAUCCCGUCAUCCAACGCCGACCUAGGCAGGCCCGCUGGUUACAACACCGAGCAGCAGCAGACCGCCACCGAUAACGGCGGUCGCGAAGGCGACAACGGAGGUCACGGGGAAGAAGCGGGAGCAGAGCAGGCAGUGCAGGUGGAAGACGGGGCGGACCAGGAGGGGGUGGAGGGGGUGGAGGGGGUGGAAGGGGCUUUCGCGUCCGAGCCGAUCUCGGCGGACAUGCUGCUGCUCAGGGGCUGCGUGCUGAGGAACACGCGAUGGGUGCUGGGGCUCGUGCUGAACACGGGGCCGGACACCAAGAUCAUGAUGAGCAUGUCGAAGGCCCCCUCAAAGGCGAGCCACCUGUCCAGCCGCAUCAACGAGGAGAUCAAGAGGGUGGCGGCCGUAAUGGGCAGUAUCUGCAUCCUCGGCGCGAUGCUGACGACCCUCUGGAACGCUCAGUACCAGACCUCGAAGCCAUACCUGCGGUUCGAAAGCGCGAGCGACAGCCUCGCGGGCAUGUUCUUCACCCAGUUCCUCUACAACGCCCUCCUGCUCAACUCCUUCAUCCCAAUCUCGCUAUACGUCUCCAUGAACUUCGUCCGGUUCCUGCAAAGCUGGUUUAUGAACCAGGAUCUCGACAUGUACCACGCCGAUUCCGACACACCGGCCAGGGUGCGGACCAUGAAUCUAAAUGAAGACCUUGGACAGGGAAUCACUGAGGUCGGGCGCGCCGCGAUGUUGGUGGAAGGCAAGAAGGUUCCCGCGGACGUACUGUUGGCCGAAGAAAAGGCCAAGGAUCACGCGGUGCCGCAUGUAAACUUCUACGACCCGUCUGUCUACCAGGUGCAGGAUCUACAGGGAAAGGGGGAACGGGGGCAGGACCAGGCCCGCAAGAUCAAGGACUUCUUCACGGCACUAGCUCUAUGCCACACGGUAAUUCCGGAGAGGUUCGAAGACACUGACGAGGUGAUGCUGUCUGCCUCCAGCCCCGACGACGAGGCGCUGGUGCUCGGUGCCAAGUACUUCGGAUUCGAAUUCGUCAAUCGCAUCGACAGCAGCGCCAUCCUCCACACCUGGGAUUUUUCCACACCACCUUCGCUACCCACAUCCUCCAGAAAUGGCCGCAGCGAAGGCGGCAGCAUCGGACCCUCCGCGAGCGGGAGCAGCGGCCACGGCGGCAGCAACGGCGGCAGCCACGGCAGCCGACGAAGCGGCAGCGGCGACAGCAGCACCCGGAAUGGUAGGAACGGGUCGACGGCCACGACGGCCUCCGCGGCGGAGCAGCUUCUGGUGCAGGUGGAUCCCAAGUCAGUUGCUGUCAACAGCUCGUUUCGCGAGGAAGAGGGAGGAGGAGAGGGAGAAAAUGCUCCGGGGGUGACAGGAAAGCAGAGAGCAUUGGGGGUAGGAGGACUAGUGGAAGGUGUAGCUGGGGGAGACCACAACGAAGGCAAGCCCCAAGUCACCCGGGUGUCCUACGAGGUGCUUCACGUGCUGGGUUUCACGAGCGAUCGCAAACGCAUGAGUGUUAUCGUACGGACCGAAGACGGCACCAUCAAGAUAAUCUGCAAGGGGGCCGACACCACCAUGCUGACUAGGCUGCGCACCGACUUGCCAGGGGCUAAAAAGGCGGAGCUUGACCCUGUGUCCUUUGCGAAGUGGGAGGAAAGCUACCAGAAGGUUUCGAACGAUCUGGUUGAAAUGGACAAGAGGAACAUGGGAGAGCCGAACCGCAUCGAAGACUGCAUGGAACUCAUCGAGGCCAACCUUGAGGACGGCAAAUACGAACAGAGAUACUUGAACUCAUCAACCAACGAGAGGGCUGACUGCCAGAACAGUACCAGGGGGGAGGGGAGCUCCAUGCGUUCGAGUCCAACAUCGUACAGGUCGGUGGUAUUCGCGUCUCAAGUUUCGAGGGAACCGUUCAUCACAUCCGCGCGUCCCCCGUUCCUGUCACCCCAGAUUCUCGGAUCGAGCGCGAUCGAAGACAAGCUUCAGGCAGGGGUUGCUGGCGCCGUUUCCGACCUCAUGGCCGCAGGGAUCAAGAUUUGGGUCUUGACGGGGGACAAGGAGGAGACAGCCAUCAACAUUGCGGUGGCGUGCCAGCUGCUGUGGACUGAGGCGAGGAUGCACCGCACUGUCAUCAAGCUGAAGGGAACGGGGAAAUCGGAGACGGAAGAGAUUAAGGAGGCUCUGGAAGACUGUGCUGACUUCUUGUCGAUGUACAUUGAGGAAAGGAGUCGGUUCGAGGCAGACGAUACUGGCAAGGUCGCGCCGCCACUCCCUCGUGGGCUGAUCAUCGAUGGACCUGCCCUCCUCGAGGCGAUGCAGACACCCGAUUCCCAGGGGGCGUUAUUGCGGGCGGCUCAGGUGCAAAGCCCUCCUCAACACGAACACAGCGUUGAACCACCACCAACAACUGCAACGGCAAAGAAUUUGAUCCCGUACCUACUGUUCGCAACCAUGUCUACGCAUCGGAAGAUAGCCGUACAGUUCUAUCAAGUGGGUCGUUUUUUUGGGGUGGUUUGA
This is a messenger RNA of Ectocarpus sp. CCAP 1310/34, 3354 nucleotides long. Lineage: Eukaryota; Phaeophyceae; Ectocarpales; Ectocarpaceae. The record is from the annotation of a GenBank genome assembly.